AUGGCUCGUGGCGACUCGGCAAGUUUUCUCGGUCCUGGUUUCCGGUUCCACCCCACCGAUGAGGAACUGCUCCAGUACUACCUGAAGCGAAAGGUCACUAACAAGCCCAUCCGAUUGGACUCGAUUUCCGUCGUUGACGUCUACCGGACGGAGCCCUGGGAUCUCCCUAGUCUAUUUUGUUUCAACUUCCCCUCGUCUUUGUUUAUUCUUGAUUGGGGUUGCUCUAUGAGUUGGAGUAGGUCUCUACGUAUUAGUAUCUGCCAGGAUGCGCGGCGGCCUCCAUCCUCCUUCUUCGGCGAUUUUUGA
Messenger RNA from Linum trigynum, 306 nucleotides. The record is from the annotation of a GenBank genome assembly. Lineage: Eukaryota; Viridiplantae; Streptophyta; Magnoliopsida; Malpighiales; Linaceae.